Syngnathus acus (greater pipefish) is the source of this 2434-nucleotide messenger RNA. RefSeq names its product large 60S subunit nuclear export GTPase 1 (gene lsg1). The coding region runs from base 137 to 2029 and encodes 630 amino acids. The record is from RefSeq and is a predicted model, not a curated record. Lineage: Eukaryota; Metazoa; Chordata; Actinopteri; Syngnathiformes; Syngnathidae. Gene Ontology annotation, molecular function: GTPase activity; GTP binding. The transcript has 14 exons. Gene Ontology annotation, cellular component: cytosol. Gene Ontology annotation, biological process: ribosomal subunit export from nucleus.
CAAUUUGGUAUGUCCCACUUCCGGUUCUUCCGACAACAACCCAGUGCACAUGUAUCUCCGUUUGUGGUGACUUUCCGUGCUUUUACAGUCAGAUAAAUAAGUAAUUGGUGGGUGAAGUGAUUCUGAAAGAGGAGCUAUGGGUAAGAAGAAGGCUGGAGGAGCACUUGGCAGAGCUCUGAUAAAAGAAAAAUUUCAAUCAACCCGAGGCAACAAGAAGGGCGACACAUGGCUGCAUACCAGUGAACUGAAUGAUGGCUAUGACUGGGGACGGUUGAACCUGCAGUCAGUGACUGAACAGACUUCCAUGGAUGACUUUUUGGCUACUGCAGAAAUGGCAGGAACAGAGUUUGUAGCUGAAAAACUCAACAUCAAGUUUGUACCGGCAGAAGCUAGAGCAGGUUUAUUGACAGCUGAGGAGAAAAAAAGGCUGAAGAGUCUUCAUGAAGACAACAAGCAUUUUCUCAGAAUCCCUCGACGCCCCCAUUGGGAUGAAAGCACCAGCCCUGAGGCAUUGCAACAGGCAGAAAAGGACAGCUUCCUGGAGUGGAGAAGACAGCUUGCGCAGCUGGAAGAGGAACAGAAGUUGUUUCUUACUCCAUUUGAGAGGAAUUUGGAGUUCUGGAGGCAGCUGUGGAGAGUCAUUGAGAGAAGUGACGUUGUGGUACAGAUCGUGGAUGCAAGAAAUCCGUCAUUGUUCAGAUGUCCUGACCUGGAGUUAUACGUAAAAGAGGUGUCAGAGAAUAAGGUCAACAUGGUGCUGGUGAAUAAGGCAGACCUGCUGACCAGGCAGCAGAGGCGAGCCUGGGCCAGACAUUUUGAGAACGAAGGCCUGAGGGCAGUUUUUUGGUCCGCCCUCGCUGAAAGCAACAGGUUGGAUGCAGAAGAAAAGGGUGUGAAGGUGGAGCAGCCAGAAUCUGGAGAGAGUGACCAAGAUGAUGGAGCAAAGCCAGACAAUGACUUGAGCUUGAAGGGCGCAGAUGACAAGGAGGAUGAGGGGGAGGAGAGCGAUGACUGGGAGGAGCCGCAGGAGAGGAUAACCGUCGACGAUGAGGAGUGGUUUACUGCCUCAGAAGAUGAGUGGCAGGAAGAGGAGGAUAUUGUUGGGAAAUCCAACGAGGCCCCUUUCCGUAAUUCCGCUCGCCUGUUGCACAAGGACGAGUUGUUGGAGAUGUUCAAGAUGGUUCACGACGGGCCCAAAUAUAAAGAGGGACAACUUACCGUCGGCAUGGUUGGUUAUCCUAAUGUAGGGAAGAGUUCAACUAUCAACACCAUUCUAAGAAAUAAAAAAGUGUCCGUCUCUGCAACACCUGGACACACGAAGCACUUUCAGACUUUGUUUGUGGAGCCCGGGCUGUGCCUAUGUGACUGCCCUGGUCUGGUUAUGCCCUCCUUUGUCUCCACCAAAGCUGAAAUGAUCUGCUGUGGGAUCCUGCCCAUUGACCAGAUGAGAGACCAUGUACCGGCAGCCUCCCUCGUCUGCCAAACGAUCCCUCGGCAUGUCCUGGAGGGCACGUAUGGUAUCAACGUAAUCAGGCCACGAGAGGAUGAAGACCCUGACAGACACCCCACCUCGGAGGAGCUGCUUAUGGCAUAUGGAUACAUGAGAGGCUUUAUGACAUCACACGGCCAGCCUGAUCAGCCCCGAUCUGCUCGCUACAUCCUGAAGGAUUACGUCAAUGGAAAACUUCUCUACUGCCAUCCACCUCCUCACAUAGAGCCUGAGGACUUCCAGCCACAGCACAGCAAAUUCCAAAGAAACGAUCUUAACAACGGUGACCUUUCUUCGAGCGGUAACAAAGGAAAAAUCAAGAGAAUUGAAAAUCCGGUGGAUAAGAACUUCUUUCAUGUGGAGAAUGUACGAGCGUUGUCUAAAGGAGUCCAGGGUUUCAUGGGCUACAAACCAGGCUGCGGCAUCGUGGCCCCUGAAAAACCUGGAAAGGAGAUGACAGUAGGCAAACCUUGGAAGAAACACGGCAACAGGAACAAGAAGGAGAAAGUGCGUCGGCUUACCAAGCAUCUCGAUGCCUAAUCAUUCAAAAGAAAUGAAACACUCAUCUCAUAUAGAGAUUAAUCCCAACAGGAUGGCAAAACACUCAAAAUUGUUCUAUGAACGAGUCAAUAGUUGAGCGAAUCUGGAGGUCAGAAGGCUUUUUAAUGCUGAAGAUGCUUUGACGUUAGCUAAUGGCCUACAUCAGCAAUAUUGGACUGCUAUGGUUUGUUGGUCAACAUACGGAAUCAACCAUCAGUUAUAAAUCAGAGCACGAAGAUCAUGACUAAAAAUCAUAAAGUCUGGAUUUUUAUACUUUCACAAUAAUUUACAGUGGGCAAAAACUCCAUUCAACACAUAGAUCACCCUGUUUCUAUUGUACAGAACAUCCGAACAGAUAUGAAUUAUGUACCAAAUACAUUUUUGGGAUAAAAUUCUGAGAGUAUG